UGUUUACGUCUGUCACUCCAGCUUCGACGACAGAUGAUGACGUAUGGGUGUUGUCCCAUCGCAAAGGGGCAACUAUUUGAACACGGCAUUUGUUAUUCCCUUACGUGAGUUAACGCUUGGAAAUGGAGUUUCGGCGAAAUGCGUAUAAGACUACACGGACUCGUAUUUGUUGUUGUUGUUAUUUUGAGGAUGUAAUGCAAAUGGGGAAAGUUGUGUGCUAGCUAGCCUAGCAUGCUAACGGUCAACGAGGAAACCUAGUUAUGUUCGUAACUUCUGAGUCUGACCGGGGUAGUAUAAAACCUAUUUUUAUUCUCUUAUGGAACGUGUUAACCCUCACUUCAGGUGUUUAACAACUGCGGUUUUGGUCUAAUUUAUUCCACAGCGACCGUAGUAGUUCAUUAGCUCGCUCGUUAGCACCUAUCUUUGGAAGAAUGAACAGAAAAUACAAAUAUAAAGAAGCAGAAGUCAGCUGCUGCGUCAAAUACUUCCUAUUUGGAUUCAAUAUUCUAUUCUGGUUACUGGGAGCAGCAUUCCUUGCCAUAGGCCUGUGGGCAUGGGCGGAGAAGGGCGUGCUGUCCAAUCUGUCAUCCAUCACAGAUCUUGGGGGUUUCGACCCCGUUUGGCUCUUCAUUGUUGUCGGAGGGGUCAUGUUCGUGCUGGGCUUUGCUGGAUGCAUUGGAGCACUGCGGGAGAACACGCGCCUGCUUAAAUUUUUCUCCGUGUUCCUGGGUUUGAUCUUCUUCCUGGAACUCGCUGCAGGAAUUCUCGCCUUCGUCUUUAAGGAUUGGAUCAAAGACCAGCUCAACUUCUUCAUUAACAACAAUAUCAAGGCUUACCGCGAUGACAUCGACUUGCAGAAUCUCAUUGACUUCGCCCAGGGAUACUGGUCAUGCUGUGGCGCUCACGGGCCUGAUGACUGGAAUUUGAACAUGUACUUCAACUGCACUGAGCAGAACCACAGCAGGGAGCGCUGUGGUGUCCCUUUGUCUUGCUGUGUCAAAGACCCUGUGGGUGUCGUCAACACGCAGUGUGGUUAUGAUGUGCGACGUGAAGAGGUAGGCAAGAAGCUGGACCAACAAAAAUACAUCUACACCAAAGGCUGUGUGGGGCAAUUUGAAAAGUGGCUGCAGGACAACCUCAUUAUUGUUGCUGGCACCUUUGUCGGGAUCGCACUUUUGCAGAUUUUUGGAAUCUGCCUCGCUCAAAACCUGGUGAGCGACAUCAAAGCUGUCAAAGCCAACUGGUGACCAGAGAGGUGACAUGAGGAGUCCCUCAGAAGCCCUUGCAGGUCCAUGAGGCAACCCUCCUGUCUGAUGUGUAACUGCUCUGAGCUCGUUAGCACAUCUGUAUAGCUAUAUAUUUUUUUGAUAGUCCCUCCCUGCCUAUCCCUUCUCAGACAAAUGCGUUCAUGGCAAGACGUUGCACAUGGAUGCUUGUCAGAUGGGAGAUUAAAAGCCACCGAGGGGACGCCGACAAAGGAAAAUAUGACCCCUUUCUUUCGGUCAAGUGUGACAUUGUCAUUUUUUUUGCCACUCAGUAAGGGAUACGUCACUCUGUUUUUCUUCUCAUUGGUGACCCCUGAAUUGUGGUAGGCCAAGCCUGACGCGUGAGAUGUCUCAGCACAUUUAAAGCCCAAGUCCAAAGGUAAAAAGUGCUAUUAAUUUCCUGCGUUUGUCCUCCUGUCUGAAACGAGCCCGCAAUACCGCAGUGCAUUGGUGAAAAUCGAUUUUGUUGGCCUUGCUGAAAAUAUAUUUUGUUUUCCGUCCGUGUGUGGUGAAUUACAAUGGCCAUACUUCAUACACAGACUAAUCGCUUUUGGAACCUAUAUGGAGACAUGCAGUUGGUAAGCCACCGUAGCCAACACACUUUUUGUGUCUCUCACAGCAUCCGUCAGGCACACAGGAUUGCUGGUUUUGGCCCUUUUACCACAUUUGUCUUAUGCUUAAAUGCUAUCUUUAACAAUGUGUUUUAGCUUUUAUAUUCUUCUUUCAUAUAGCUAUAUGUAUAGAGAUUGAAACCCCCCCGAGUGUUUUAUUAAACCAAGCAGUUGGCAACAGAGUGGCAAAUUGUUUUCGUCUGACCACAUCAUAUCAGUCACCCACAAGCAAAACUUUUCAAUGUUGUUAUUGUUCAAAGAGCUGACAUUAGUCAUUUGCAUUGCGAGAUACUGGUAGGCACAAUGUGAAUUUACCGUCCCUUUUAAUUUGGGGAAACAGUUUACAGGAGAAUGAACGUAGUUGUAAGAAGAUAAAGCAUUUGUCAUCUGUGCGGUCAUGUCGAUUUUUUUGGGAUAGGUUAAAUAGAUUAGAAAACUCGGAUAUUACAUUAGAAUCUUAUCAAUAUGAUCUGAAUGCUGCUCGAACAUGAACGAGAUUAUGACAGUUGUCGUGUAGUACCAAGCCCUUGUCAUUUCCCAGUGUUAUUGGACUCAGACUCAUGACUUGUUCAGAUGAUUUGUUUCAAAUUGCGCCUCAGCCAUUUGUCUCAUCUCAUCUCGUCUCGAGCUGCUGGUUUUAUCUGAGGAGCAGCGCCUCGUCCCACCUGUCAGCAGACCAUCACGCCACGUAGGUUGUCAACAUGGCGAGAUGAAUGUGUCUCUUUGCAAAAGUCAUACUGCACUCUGUCAACAUGUUGGUGGGAUAUGCACAAGUAUAACCCCCCCCCCCCCCCAUCCCCUAAAAAAGAAAGUAACAUGAAAAAUGAGCCGCCUUAAUAUUCUGGGAACAGCACAGCAAGACUUUUUACCUGUGGAAAUACGUAUCUGGAAUUUCACGCAGUGUGAUCUGAAGCGGUGUGCGCGUCCCACAUGGCACGCUCGCCUACGCGCCCGUGUUUGGUCGCCUGUCAUCCAGAUAUAUUUUUACACGCUUCGGUUGUUUGAACUAGUCUCACGGCAAGUUAGUUGUUUUCAAACGAAAUUCUCACCAUGUCUCAGUGCUGAUAAAUGCUUUUUCUGAGCUUUUAAGCGCAUCAAACACAGAUGCGGUGUUUGCCUGAUGUGACAGUUGUGUUUACUUUGAAUCAACGAUCUCAGAUCUUGAGUUUGAUCUUCUUCAAGCGCAAUGAAAUCAGUCACGAGUAGCUUUGUUCCGAAAGCUCUUGAACCUAAGCGUUUGGCUCAGGGUUUGAAACACCCUUUCCCCAUGUCACGUUUUGGUAGGAGUGUGUAGGUGUGUUUAGAAGAGGAGGACCUCUGGGGAUACGUUACCUUUAUAAAUGUGGCAGAUAUGCAGCCAUACAGUCCAAUGGCUAAUGUAGCAGCAUUUUUCUGGAUCCUUUAAAGUUGGGCUUGACUUGUUCCCACUCCUUGACAAGCCCAGCCCACCCCCACACAUUUCCAAAGAGCGUUCUUUCUGCAUUGUCCUUUUAUCAUAAAGGCCUUGCAUAAACGAGCUUGUUAAUUCCUCAGCUUUCCCGGUGGACAUUUAAAUCAUUCCCAUGAAGGUGCCUUAUGCAUCCCAUGAAUGUCUAAGUGGGAAACGACAUGCACCUAGCACACGCUCCUCACAACUCAAGUUAGCUUUAUGCAAUGCACAGCACAAAUGAGGAGUGUGAAUAGAGAGGUCCUGUCAGUGAAGUGUGUGUGUGUGUGUUUUUUUUCCUUGUCUAGAUUUAAGAAUGAGAACAUUCCGUUACUUACAUUUCCAGACAUUGACAUUUAUGUUUUGCAAAGAAGCCAUUGUUGUCCCAGACUUUAUCCAUCAAAGUGUCUGUCAGAAAAUGGGCUGUUAGAAACAGGAGCAUCAUUGUCAUCUUCAGGUGCAUUUUACCUCACCAUUUUACCCCCCCACCAAUAUUGUUGUUAACAAUAGAAAGGCCCUCGAUCACGCGGGCCUCAGAGGUCUCAACGCUUGUGUCAGUAAUCAAGUGUAAAUGAUCUGGAAUUCACUCUCAAGAAGCAUCCUAUAAUGCAUGCAUCUUUUGGCUUUACAGAAACCACUGAACAUUGUAAACAUAACUCCGGUGAUGGCCUUAUUAAUAAAUCAUGUCGACGAAUAUGAAAACUGUGGGACAUGGUCUGUUACACUGUAUAUUGUGUUGAAAUGUGCUUCUUUCAUAUAUUAAAGGAUUUAUAUCAUAA
Molecule: messenger RNA, 4081 nt
Organism: Hippocampus zosterae (dwarf seahorse)
Lineage: Eukaryota; Metazoa; Chordata; Actinopteri; Syngnathiformes; Syngnathidae
Gene: tspan17
Product: tetraspanin 17
Exons: 8
Coding region: 432-1247 (271 amino acids)
Biological process (GO): protein maturation; protein localization to plasma membrane; regulation of vascular endothelial growth factor signaling pathway
Cellular component (GO): membrane
Source: RefSeq, a predicted model, not a curated record